AUGAGUAUUGACACAGUUCACUUGGUUCAGCACUCCAUCAAUACUGGGGAUGCACAGCCAAUCCACCAGCAGCCUAGGCGCCUCCCCUAUGCCUGCCAAGCUGCUGCAAACCAGAUGCUACAAGAAAUGAAAGAUGCGGGCAUUAUUGAGCCUUCCAAAAGUCCAUGGGUGUCAUUGGUUGUUAUGGAUCCUAGGAAGGAUGGGAAGUGGAGGUUUGGUGUUGACUUCCGACCCUUAAAUGACAAAACAGUGAAAGACUCUUAUCCACUGCUGCAGAUAGAUGAGUCGCUCGACUAUGUGGCCGACUCACCCUGGUUUUCCUCAUUGGACCUCUGGAGUGGAUAUUGGCAGGUGGUCAUGGCUCCAGAAGACAAAGCAAAGACCGCCUUUACCAUGGGGCGGUGCCUGUGGCAGUUCACCACCAUGCCAUUCAGGCUAGUCAGGAGGAUCAUGGUAAACGCUACACAGGUUUCAUUUUUCACACUAAGUGCCUAUUUUGACACCGGGGUUUUCAAAUAUUUAUAUUUUAUUAUUGUCAUAUGUUUAUAUAUUGUAAUAAUUUGUACCAAUCUUUUGCUGAUUGUGGUUAUCUGUAUGAACAGAAGCUUACAUGAACCUAUGUACCUUUUUCUGUGCAGCCUGUUUGUAAAUGAACUGUAUGGUAGUACAGGGUUGUUUCCAUUCCUUCUGGUUCAGAUCCUCUCUGACAUUCACACUGUUUCUGCUCCCUUCUGUUUCCUGCAGAUUUUCUGUUUGUUCUCUUAUGGAGGCAGAGAAUUUUGGACUUUAGCCAUCAUGUCUUAUGACAGAUAUCUUGCUAUCUGUUAUCCUCUACAAUAUCACACUCGUAUGACAUCUAAAAAGAUUGCCAUGCUUAUUGCUCUAACAUGGUUGUACCCUUCUCUUGCCAAUGCUUUGGUAGUGUUUGGUCUGACUGCUCCUUUACAGCUCUGUGGAAACAUUAUUAACAAAGUGUACUGUGACAACUAUUCUGUUGUCAAACUGGCCUGCUCUGACACCAGAGCCAAUAACAUUUUUGGACUUGUUGACAUAUUUACAGUAAACAUUAGUCUUAUCAUCUUAAUUCUUUUCUCUUAUAUGAGAAUUCUUAAAGUGUGUUUUUCUGGUUCCAAACAGACCAGACAGAAAGCUGUCAGUACCUGCACACCUCACCUUUUUUCCCUGCUGAAUUUUUCUUGUGGGGGUUUCUUUGAAAUAGUACAGAGCAGGUUUAAUAUGAACUAUUUACCCAAUAUGUUGCGCAUUUUUCUGUCAUUGUACUGGCUUACAUGCCAACCACUCAUUAACCCUUUACUGUACGGACUGAAAAUGUCCAAAAUACACAUUGUAUGUAAACGUCUGCUCUUUGGGGGGGAAAGGUAA
Molecule: messenger RNA, 1383 nt
Organism: Sander lucioperca (pikeperch)
Lineage: Eukaryota; Metazoa; Chordata; Actinopteri; Perciformes; Percidae
Product: olfactory receptor 11A1-like
Exons: 2
Coding region: 1-1383 (460 amino acids)
Biological process (GO): G protein-coupled receptor signaling pathway
Cellular component (GO): membrane
Molecular function (GO): olfactory receptor activity
Source: RefSeq, a predicted model, not a curated record